Nyctereutes procyonoides (raccoon dog) is the source of this 7003-nucleotide messenger RNA. It is a transcript of the gene KPNA1, whose product is annotated as karyopherin subunit alpha 1. The transcript has 15 exons. Gene Ontology annotation, biological process: NLS-bearing protein import into nucleus; postsynapse to nucleus signaling pathway. The coding region runs from base 229 to 1845 and encodes 538 amino acids. NCBI's taxonomy places the organism in Eukaryota, Metazoa, Chordata, Mammalia, Carnivora, Canidae. Gene Ontology annotation, molecular function: nuclear import signal receptor activity; protein binding. Gene Ontology annotation, cellular component: nucleoplasm; nucleus; cytoplasm. The record is from RefSeq and is a predicted model, not a curated record.
UGCGAACGCCCGCUGAGCUGGGUCUCGCUGCUGGGUGCGCGGCGGCGGAGAGCGAGGCCUGGUGAGCCCCGGCGCUGGCCGGCUGCGGGAGCGUGCGCGCGGGAGCGGUACGGCGGGCGGCGAGCGAGCCAGCGGCUCACGCCAGCGUCGGUUGCCUCGAGCCUGGUAUUGCGCCGAAUACCUCGGGUGUAGUAAAGCGUGCAGUCCCCACAGUAACUCUGAAAAAUCAUGACUACUCCAGGAAAAGAGAACUUUCGCCUGAAAAGUUACAAAAAUAAGUCCCUGAAUCCUGAUGAGAUGCGCAGAAGAAGGGAGGAAGAGGGACUGCAGUUACGCAAGCAGAAAAGAGAAGAGCAGUUAUUCAAGCGAAGAAAUGUUGCUACAGCAGAGGAAGAAACAGAAGAAGAAGUUAUGUCAGAUGGAGGCUUCCAUGAGGCUCAGAUUAAUAACAUGGAGAUGGCACCAGGUGGUGUUAUUACUUCCGACAUGAUCGAAAUGAUAUUUUCCAAUAGCCCAGAGCAACAGCUUUCAGCAACACAGAAAUUCAGAAAACUGCUUUCAAAAGAACCUAAUCCUCCUAUUGAUGAAGUCAUCAGCACACCGGGAGUGGUGGCCAGGUUUGUGGAGUUCCUCAAACGAAAAGAGAACUGUACACUGCAGUUUGAAUCAGCUUGGGUAUUGACAAAUAUUGCUUCAGGGAAUUCUCUUCAGACCCGGAUUGUGAUUCAGGCAGGAGCUGUGCCUAUCUUCAUAGAGUUGCUCAGCUCAGAAUUUGAAGAUGUCCAGGAGCAGGCAGUCUGGGCUCUUGGCAACAUUGCUGGAGAUAGUACCAUGUGCAGGGACUAUGUCUUAGACUGCAAUAUUCUUCCCCCACUUCUGCAGUUAUUUUCAAAGCAAAACCGCCUCACCAUGACCCGGAAUGCAGUAUGGGCUUUGUCUAAUCUCUGUAGAGGGAAAAGUCCGCCUCCAGAAUUUGCAAAGGUUUCCCCCUGUCUGAAUGUGCUUUCCUGGUUGUUAUUUGUCAGUGACACUGAUGUCCUGGCUGAUGCCUGCUGGGCCCUUUCAUAUCUGUCAGAUGGCCCUAAUGAUAAAAUUCAAGCCGUCAUUGAUGCAGGAGUAUGUAGGAGACUUGUGGAGCUUUUGAUGCAUAAUGAUUAUAAAGUGGUUUCUCCUGCUUUGCGGGCUGUGGGAAACAUUGUCACAGGAGAUGAUAUUCAGACGCAGGUAAUUUUGAAUUGCUCAGCUUUGCAGAGUUUAUUGCAUUUGCUGAGUAGCCCAAAGGAAUCUAUCAAAAAGGAAGCAUGUUGGACAAUAUCUAAUAUCACAGCUGGAAAUAGAGCACAGAUCCAGACUGUGAUAGAUGCCAACAUUUUCCCAGCCCUCAUUAGUAUAUUACAAACUGCCGAGUUUCGGACAAGGAAAGAAGCAGCUUGGGCCAUCACAAAUGCAACUUCUGGAGGGUCAGCUGAACAGAUCAAGUACCUCGUAGAACUCGGUUGUAUCAAGCCACUUUGUGAUCUCCUCACAGUCAUGGACUCUAAGAUUGUACAGGUUGCCCUAAAUGGCUUGGAAAAUAUCCUGAGGCUUGGAGAACAAGAAGCCAAAAGGAAUGGCACUGGCAUUAACCCUUACUGCGCUUUGAUUGAAGAAGCAUAUGGUCUGGAUAAAAUUGAGUUCUUACAGAGUCAUGAAAACCAGGAGAUCUACCAGAAGGCCUUUGAUCUUAUCGAGCAUUACUUCGGGACCGAGGAUGAGGACAGCAGCAUUGCACCCCAGGUUGACCUUAGCCAGCAGCAGUACAUCUUCCAGCAGUGUGAGGCUCCUAUGGAAGGUUUCCAGCUUUGAAGCAAUACUCUGCUUUCAUGUUCCUGUGUCAGACCAGGCUACCCAGUCAAGUCCUCUUGUGGAGCCCACAGUCCUCAUGGAGCUAACUUCUCAAAUGUUUUCCAUAAUACUGUUUGCGCUCAUUUGCUUGCCUUGCGCACCUGCUCUCUUACACACAUCUGGAAAACCUCUGGCUCUCUGUGGUGGAAUACCCUUCUAAUAAAAAGGGUAACCAGAACGGCCCACUCUUAUGGAAAAUCCCUAGGCUUUGGAGAUCCGCACUUAUAUAUUAUAAGAGUCAUGGGAUUAUACACAUAUUAAUGUGGCUCCCUUUCUUUGUGGGGGAAAAAGAGGACUCCUCCUCAUUCCCUUUAAAGUGGGGAAAAACACUGAUAUUAAAAGAUGAGACUAAACCUUUAUCUUGAAUUUCACACAACUACUUGCAACAAGGGAGAUGUUUAGACCUGUUGUGUAUACUUCAGAGUACUUUUCAUGAGUUCUUCCACAGUGAACCCUUGGAUUACCUGGUGGCUUUUCUAGCCAAAUUUGCAUUAAUCCUUACUGAGACUGGAUGGUUUUCUUUCCUCUAUUGGCGCCAUUCUUCACAGAUAUUAAAGUUAAAACCAUCCGCUCCCUCACCUUCAGCCUUCAGUGAAUGUGCUUUCUAGUUGUCAGGAAUGCUGAAGAAUUAACACUUUGACUCUUAAAUGUGAUACUGGUUUGAAGAUUCCCUUAGAGCAGAAAGGAGAGGGGCACAUAUUAAUUUGUAUGGCUAUUGCUUCUCUUUGGUCUUAUGUGUCUUAGGAUUUGGAAGUGGUUCGAUUCUAAUGCUGGUAUGAAGAUUUAGAAUCCUUAGUAAUCGAAACAAUAUCCUGUAAUUCAAUAAAAAAGAAAAAAAAGAAAACAAAAAAUCCCUCCAAUUUUCCCAGGCUCAACCAGUGUGACUAGAGGCUGUGUUUCUGCAUUAAAACAAAUGUUUCAGGCUUUGUGGUCCUGAUCAAGGUCCUCAUUAAAUUGGAGUUUACCCUAGGUGCUUUUCCCCUCUGUGACUGGCAGACAACACAUACUUUUACUAAAUAAAGGUUACUUAGGGAAACUUUUUUUUCUUAGCCAGGUGCAGCUUGAUUCUAAUGUAUUCAUGCUGCAUAUAUGAUCCCUUUAAUGUAGCAUCCUUAUCUUAAAUAAUCAUCUUCUCAACAUAACCUGUUCAACCCAAAUAAGGGCAGUGAUUUUUUUUUUUUAAUAACCUCAUUGUUCCCUAAUCAUUUCAUCUCCUACUAGUACUGCCCAGUCAACUCCCCAUAAAAUAAAAAGUUUCUACCUUCUGGCUCAUUUAAUGAUAACUGCAAUGUACCUGCAACUGGCGCUUCCAGUACUGUCUUCAGUGAUCCACAUUUGUGCUUGGACCGGAAUGAAAAAAUAAGCUUAAUUGCCAAGAGAACUGCAACUGAGUUCAAUACGACUUCUUGGUGCUAGUUGGCCAUCUUGACUCAAUGUUGGGACACACUAUCAGAGAAGAUUUUUUUUGUUGAUAUACUGUUCAAAAUGAAUUCUGAAAGAAAAGUUGCUCACUUCUGUUUUAAAGAAUACCCUUUUAAACCUCUUUAAUCUUGUUCUCUUCUAGAAUUCAUUAUAACCCCAAAAUGUACUAUUUGGAAGUUCCCCUGACAGGUUAUCAUACAUCUCUGGUAAAUCCUGCUGAAUGUUAGGGAUAUUCAGUGCUUUCAUACCUCAUCAUGUUGUUAUUUAAGCAGCCAACUUACGUAACCUGAUUUAAACUUUUAAAAAGUCCACUUCAAAGUAGAAAGAUACAAAGACAAAGGACAUAUAUCAGCCAAGUGUGUGACACAUUCUUCGCAUCCACUCUGUAGUUGUGUCUGUGCUCUGGAUGGAUACCGUCUGAUGUCUGUCUGUUACUGAUGGAGCAGCCACUGCAAAACUAGUCAACUCCCACCUAUCACUUUCUCUAGUGCUGCUUUGUGCUGAAAGGACAUUUUAGUUUACUGCACUUGACUUGUAAAAGACUUUGAUUCUUUGUAAUUUUAGGGACAAAUUAGGUGUUUAAUUUAAAGAAAAAAGUUCAAUUUUGCCUUUACAUCACAUUAAAAUAUAACUUCUUUCAGAAGGGUAAUAGAAGCACUGAUUCAUAGUAAAAAUCUUGUUUUUAGCUUUGACUUUUUUUGUGGCUGAGUUUUUUAAAACUGUACAUCACUGGUAACACGUCAUUUCUCUAGGAUGUUUUACAUUAUGUACCUUCUAUUGGAUAAUUUUACAAAUUUCAAUUCAUUUUUGAUGAGCCAAUUUGAGUGGAAAAAAGAUAAAGCACACAAAGUUGUUUCCCCAGGUUAGUAGGAAAAUAGCAUACACUGGGAGUUUUGCAAUUGCAGGUAUCUCAGUGAAUGAAUUAAACAAAGUCCAUUUAACUAUUGUGAUCUGUUUUCUGUCUAAAACAGGAAUUUAUCUUGCUCCUGUUCUACAAGUUCAUGAGCCAUGAGAUGAGCUAAUUUUUUUUUUUUGGAAUAAAAUGUUUUUAACAUAAAAAUUGGAAUUAACUGAAGGAUAAAUCCCAGCAUAACUGUUAGAACUGAUAAAGCAGCCUUUUUAGUUAUAGAAAUGAGACUUUAGGAGGUAACUAAGUCCUAAUUUCAGUUCUCUGCCUGCCAGAUUGUAUUAAUGUACGUUGAAUUUAUUGAAACCCUAUCACUAAGAUGUUACUCAUUACAAAAGCAUGUUAAUUUCAACACAGGAAAACUCUUCUGCAAUAUAUACUAAUUGGGGGGGGGGAAGUGGCAUGAUUAUCCCUCUCCCCCCAGUUUUACCUCCAGACUUUCAAAGUGUGUUCUUUGAAAUGAAAACUUAGGUGGGGGAAAAACACUCACAGCAUUUGGGAUAUAAAGGCACCCUGCAUUUGAAGGACCAACAAGUAGAUAUGGUUGGAAUGAGAAAAACCAGGAAAGGAAAACAGAUGAGUUUUCUAUGGAACCCUUUAAGUCAUGUAAUUAUCACUAAGUAGGGCCCUUUUAAACCUUUGUCAGCUACACUGUUUUUGAAAACUAUUGCCCUAGGAUGGUUUCUUCCAUCUGCUAGAUAAAGCCAAAUGGGCUCUGGGCCAUUUUUUCAUAUUGCCACAAAUUUAAACAAUGACAAUUAUCCCAUAAUAAAUCUGAAUUAUUCCAGAUUGUUGCUAAUUUUGCCUGAGGAAAAAAAUGUAAUAUAUUUUAUAAACCAAACUUUGUCAAUUAAAUCCUGUUGUACAUGGCCACUCACAGGCAACUUUGAAUUUACUUCUCUAGUGCUAAACAUUUCAGUUAUUUAUAAUCCCCUAAUUUGGGGUUGCGUUAUGAAAGGGUUUCCUCAAUUUGAAAGAUUUUUCUUUCUUGCUGAUUGGUUUUGUGAACAUAUUUUAUAUCAGUAUGCAAGUCUUUGCAUAUUAGUAUUUUAGGGCUUGGGGCUUUUCAUAUAUAUUGCAAUGAAAUCUUGAUGUGUAAGGAUGUUUUUUAGUAAAGAAAAGGGAUCCACUUUUAGAAGGGCAUUGUUUGCUUUUCAUAUUUAUAUAUUAUGUUCUACCUCCUACAUUCCAAAAUUUGCUCAUUUGAGAAAUAGGUGUACCUAUCUAUAUAUGAAGUCUCAAAUCUGGACUUUUUGCCAUCUGAAAUUAACAGAGCCACUUUCUUCUGUCUUCAUUGUUGGGUGAGCAGAAUAAAUAGGUAUCUGCCAAGUUGGAAAAUACUUUUAGCUACCUUUAUCAAAAGUUCAUUAUUGGGAUUGGGCACCUGGCUGGCUCAGUAGGUAGAGCAUGUGACUCCUGAUCUCAGGGUGGUCAAUUUAAGCCCCACGUUGCGCAUGGAGCCUACUUUAAAAAAAAGUUUAUCUUAAAGAAAUUUUACAAAUUAAAAAAAAAUCUGCUUCCUCAUGAGGCAUCUGGCUGGCUCUUGAUCUCAGGGUCAUGAGUUUGAGCCCCAUGUUGGGAGUAGAGAUUCCUUUAAAAAUAUAAAUUUUUUUUUUUUUUUUUUACGUUAAAGUAACUGAAGGCCAGAUGGGGCACUAGUACAGUAAGUCUGCUCUAAUAUGGAGAGUAUCCUAUAACAUACUUUAUUGUCAGAAAAGGAUAGGUACUAACAGUGGGUACCAGGACGUCACAAAAAUGUGGGAUGAAGCAAGUUAUCCACUUAUUUUAAAAAUAUCGAAUUGCCACUGGGUAUAAAUUUGGAAAUUUAGGGCAAAAAGAAAAGAUUAAUCUAAAAGAUUAGAUGAAGUUUUGCUUUUAGCUGAGGGUAGAAAAAGCCCCAUUCUCUUUUCCCAUGGGUCACAAAGGCAACUAGGUCUUUGAGCCUCUGUGUUGUGCCAGGUGCCUGCCCGGGAUAAGGGCUCCCAUUUUUUCUCUUGUAAUCCUCCAACUUGCUCUUCGAGGGAACUGUCACUGUGAUGUAGGUGACAGAAUCAAGACUUAGGAGAAUCUACUUUGCCCCAAGGUCACAACCCUUAGACACUGAAUGUCCAGUGGUGGGAAAGAGCCCUGCAGGUUGUGUCUGGAAGAAAGCAGUCAUGUGGAGGUGUUCUGGGUCAGGAACUCCCAGACCAGACUUAAACAAUAGCCACAGCUGGACCAGUCUUUCUGGCUGUUUCUCAUCAGCACCCUUAAAAUAACUAAGGUAUAAAGUUGUUUUAGGUUGCGUAUUUUGGGAACAUAAGAGCCUCUCAGCCCAAACUUCUUUUCCUUUCUGUGGUGCUAUAAUUCUGUAUAUGACCUGACAAAACAACAGAAGUCAAAAGGUAUUUAUGCAAAUGAUUGAUUUUGAGUUUAGUAGCAUAAUGGGUAAACUUAGAAACAUGUUUCCAUUCAACAAACUCCAAUGUAGAAGUACACAGAGAGGGAAAGGCUUUGGAAUGAAGAAUUCGGUCUUAGAAAGCAGUGGUAUCCAUGGACGUGAACUUAACACAGCUGACUUCCUAAAGGAAUCUCGUCCCAAGGAGUAUCAAAAGAUAGAUCACCUCUUUAUGUUGUUGAGUAUGUUCUGCUUACUUCAUCAUUAUGACCACUCUAUGUUGUUUUUCAAAGUGUUCUUACGCUUUGAUUUGGAAUGGAUCUGAUGAUUCUUUGUACUUGAAUGUGGUCUGUCAGGCCAUGGGUGAGUGCCUUGCACAUAGUAGACUAUUCAAUAAAUACUAAAUGACUGAA